Molecule: messenger RNA, 4131 nt
Organism: Cladocopium goreaui
Lineage: Eukaryota; Dinophyceae; Suessiales; Symbiodiniaceae
Source: the annotation of a GenBank genome assembly
AUGUCGGACGCUGCGGCUCCAAAGCUCAAGAACAUAAGUUCAUGGAAAUUGAACAAAGCAGAAGAAGAACAGUUGAAAACCCGUGUGGCAAACGGGGAAGAGGAGCUGACUGUCAAAAGGGCCCUCCAGAAGUUGAAAGCGGAAGCGGCUUUGUCGAGAAAGACUGCCGCUAACGCGGUUGCUCAGAAAUCUGCUCGGCAAAGUCAAGGGAGCGCAAAGGCCAAAGCAAAGGCCCCUGUGCCUUCCCAGGGAGACUCUGUGUCAGAUGCUGAAUUGAACGACGCGACGAACAAGCAUUACUACGCUCUGGUCCAGCAGGACCUCGCAACGAUCUUUGAACAUUUUGGACCGCAGUUGGCAACCGAAUUUUGUUUGCCGAUUGGCUGCGGCCAAGAGAGCGGUGUCCAGGAUGUAUAUGAUCGUCAAAAGGGGAUUACAUCCCUGAAGCAGCACUCUGUCUACAGAUGCAGCGUGUCUGCAUUCUGGAUCAACGCUUUGAGCAGUGCGACCCCAGGGGUCCCCAUGAGCCGGAAGAGAGUUGAAGAUCUGAGCGCUUUUCAUUUUCCAGGUGCGCAGCCAAAAUUCAUGACGGAUCGCAUGAUUGAAAUCGCAUGUUCAGAGGCGGAUCUGACAGAUGAGCCUCGGAAUUUGCAGAUGAUCAGCCCAGAAGAACUUUUGCACAGCCUUUUGCACGCCUGUGCUUCGGCUAUCAAGCUCUCAUCAGCAUUGGAUAGCGCAGUGUGGGCCGAGCUGAGAAGCAAAUGGAAAUCUGUGUUGCUGAGCGUCCCGGCAAGUUUCAAUGAGAUUCAGCAGAGCGACUUGUGGAAAACAGCUUGGAACAAGCGGCAGGCCGUGGUCCAACAACACGAAUCCCUCUCUAGGACAGCCUUGCAAAGUGCCAUGGAAGUGGCCCAGCUGAAGGCGCUGAUUGAAUCUGGUAGCAGCUCGAAGCUAACACCUAGCCAGCUCUCUUCGGCUUUGUUGGCUGCAGGUCUUCAGCAGGUGGUGAGUGGGUCCGCGAAAGCCAAAAAGGAUGAUGAAGAAUGUGGAACAUUAUCCGCAAAUUUCAUCAGCGGUGCCUUGAGUGUACAAAGAGUCGUGCUGAGUUCUCCCCGCUGUGUUGAACUCUUGCUUGAUAUGGAAGCCUCCUUCGGGACACAGAGCCCUUUUCACAUGAUGUCCAAAUUGGCUUGCUUGGCAACGAAGCCUACCUCGGCGAAGACGCGGGAGUGGGUCUUGUCCUGUGUGCAUGAUUUUGUGAUGCACGGGGACAUGUCCCCUUCAGAGAUCACCAAGGGAAGCUUGAUGGGCACCAAGCACCACGUGGGCAUUAUCCAGCUGUGCGAAUGCAAGUUGAAGGUUUCUGGCUUGCAAUACCGGGAGGGAUGGAAGUCGGGCGGGCCUGCGGGCCGAACAAGCCUGUGGGCUUUGACUGAGUUCAUGGCGACGAACAGCAAGGAGCUCGGCAAGGAGAAAUCCCGCAGUCGUUCGCGACCCGAGUCCAGCGACAGCGGCAGGUCGGAGUCAGCUGACAAGAAGGCGGCACGACGUUCCGAGCGGCCGGCCUCGCCGGCAGGAGGACCUGAGCCUGCCCCUCCGAAAAAUGAAAAUGAGUUCAAGAAUGACGACGAGGAGGACGAGCCUGACACGAUUGAGUGCUCAGUGUGCAAGGGCACGAUCCGUGGUGGAAAAGUUGGCAUGCGCAUGCAUAUCCAAAAUUCCGCUAAGCACCGCCAGUACUUGAUUUGGAACCGUGGUGGGAUCCACUGGAAUGAUGCCGGGCUAAGGGCAAAGAAGGAGUUGAAGAAGGAGUGGAAAGAAAAGAAACCUCUUGCCCCUGCGGCGCCCGUUCAUUUGAAAGAGGCUCGUGCUGCCCCGCGGGGCGACCGUGCGCGGUCCAAGGGAAGUCGUCGUGAGCUGAAAGAGGCUGAUGCUGCCCCGCGGGGCGACCGUGCGCGGUCCAAGGGAAGUCGUCGUGAGCUGAAAGAGGCUGAUGCUGCCCUGCGGGGUGACCGUGCGCGGUCCAAUGCACGUCAUCGUGAGCGCUCACGUGGUCGUCGUGGGAGCCGCGAACGCGCUCGUGACAAGCGCGUGCGCGAGCACCCUGACCGCCGGGAGCAUGAGCACCGCGGGCAGUCCCGUGCUGCUGAGCCUGGGCCAAGCCGCCCACGACCGGAGGCUCCUGAGGCGCCUGAGUCUGCGGGGCGCCGCAAUGAUAAUGACGGCAAGGAUUCCCCAGGUAGCUCCGGCUACUCGUACUACACCUCUGAUGAAGAGGAUAAGGAUGAGAAGCCGCAGCAGCCCAAAGUCCCAGCGGCCAAACCAAAGGUUGCGGCAGCCAAGAUCGAUCCGCCGCCCACAGCCCAAAAAAAAAAGGACUCGUCCGCAAGUUCGGGACAGACGUACACAAGUUCGGGAGAGGCGGACACAAGAAUGACUGCCAUGGCGGACUGGUUCCAAGCCCAGGUUUUGGAGCACCUCUUUGAGCAGUAUCUUCCGAAAUCUGGAGUGGUCGAAAGCGACCGGAUGCUUCUCAAAGAGGUCCUGAUGAGCCAUUCAGAGUAUCGUGCUCAUUCUGGGAGUCAGGACUUGUGCUGGAAAGCUCGCUUGCACAAGUCUGGCAUCGAGGUCUUUUCCUUGGUGGAGGCAUUGGUCUAUGACAAAAAGUACGACAACUUCAUUCGCUCCUCCUGUCGACACGGAGGCAGCGCAGAAGCUGUUUUGGAGAGUGAAACCAUUGCCCAGGAGCUCAAAAAAAUUCAAGACAUAUUGGCCAACGAAGAAGCUGAGCGCAAAGUUGCCGCAGGCAUUGUGGAAGACAGUGAGCCAGAAGAUGCCGAACUGGCUGACUCUGCGGAGCUUUUGAACAUGAGAAAGGCGCCCACGACCUUUACUCAAGGAAGCAACGCCUACUGGCGCGCAGUUGCCAACCAGGUGACUCGGACCUACUGCUCCAUCCAGGUGGAGCCGAAGUCAUUGGAUGGAGUGGCGUCGGCUGUGCAGCAAAGCACGGCCAAGGACAUCCGAGGAGUGGUGGGUGAGAAUUCCGUUCUAAUCCAUCUGGACGUGGACCUGCUCCGUGAAACCAUUGGCCCAAACUGUCAAGAGUCGCUCCGCAAAAAAUUCCAGCCCGACAUUGGUUUAAUGCGUAAACUAGUGCAGGGUGCCCUCCUGGGGCGAGGUGCGCAGCGUCGCACAGAAGAGGGGGAGGCCACCAAUGUUCCCGAGGGAGAUGUGGUGGCCCUCCACGCAGGGAUGGACAGGGCAGGGGCUAUGUGCCAGAGUGUCUUCCGCUUGGCAACCGCCAAGAAGGACGACAUGGAUGCUGAAAUCAAGCAGCUGCUCGUCACGUAUGACGAUGACUCGAUGCGAAGCAGGAAGAAGCGUUCCAGAGGCUCAUACUCGACCUAUUCCACAUAUCACCUUGCUUCACAUCAUUGCUUGACCCAAGCAAUUCCGGAAAAGCAAUACCAACAUCACAAGGGCUAUUGCACCAGCGAUGUCUUUGGGCCCGUCAAGGCAAUGCAAGCCUCAGAACUGUGGCACGCGAGCAGGACUGAAAAGGUCGACUUGCCCAGCCCAGACCGCGCAGUGGAGGUUACUGAGGUAGCCCAGGCCAAGAAGGAAGCCAAGUUGGAAGAGUGCGGCACCAAGCAGCAGGAAGACUCCGAAUCGAUCUUCUCUGCCGCCCUUCUUCCGGUCAGCUUCUAUUCCGACCUUAUCAAGGGACAUUCGAUAGAUCUUUCUGUCGGCCAGGCAAGCCUGGCGAAAGCCUCUGUGCUGGAAAGAACACCUUACUGGGGGCUAGCGCUGUCUGAACGGCACGCUCGCAAGGUUGAAGUGGUGUUGACUGACUUCGUGUUGAGUGAAAUGAAAAAAGAGGGGUCUUCGCACUACAGACCAGAAUGUGUAGCCGAACCUCGCACCGAAGAGACCAAAACGCCCACUCCCAAGCCUGCGCCGAAGAAGAGGUCAAAGCCGAAAACUGGCCAGCAAGCUGGCGCGAGUGAGGGCACCGUUGAAAGGGAGGGCGAAGAGCCGGCUCCGAAAAAGCCACGCAAAACGACGAAAGACAAAAACGAAGACGAAGAUGGCGGAGAGAAGAGCGACGCAUCUUCUUUGCCAUGGUAA